UGUGGCCAACAUGUCAUCGGUGGAGGCGUACGUGCUGCGCAUAAAGCCAGCCAUUGACGUCUUCCUAAAGGAUCCGACUAAAACGAAUCUGGCGCAAGUGGAGCAAGAAGUGAAAGAAUUUGACUUUGGACAAAUGAGCAUAUUUGUUGUUCAAAUUGUUGUGCCGCUUGUGACUAAACUAAAUGAAAUUUCCGGCGAGAGUCAGGAGCUGCGCACCAGCUUGCUGGACUGCCUGCGGCACAUUAUUGCCAAGCUGUUUCUGACGAAUGAAAAGGGAUUGCGCACCAUUCUGGCGGUGGUGUUGCAGCAGAUACGUGAUCCCAUGGCCGCUGUGAUGCGAUCCGAUCUCUCCGAGGAGAUCAAGUUGGCGGUGGUACUUUGCAUUACAACAGCACUGAAACGCUCCACGAGCGAUGUGCUCGAAUCAUUUUAUACUCAGGAAAACGAUGUAAUCAUUGGUCAAAUACUGCUUACACUGAUGGAGCUCAUCUCAAGAGAAGUGUACCGCACAUUGGUCAGUGCAUCGUUGGAGUGCCUAAUGGUUGUUUUCUACGUGCAGGACGAAGCAGAUGCAGCCGAUGUUGUGCUACGUAAUCAGGUGGCAAAUACGUUAUUCAUAUAUUUGCCCAAAAUCGUCACUGUGCUGUUCAAAACAUCAUUGGCGGACGAUAAGAUUGGUGAAACCAUCAAAUCGAUGAGCAUCAAAGCACUGGGUCGCAUCAUUUGCAUUAUGUUCGAGGAAACGACAGAUGAGUUUCAUAAAAUACGCUACGACUCAAAUGCAUUCCGUUCGCUCCUGACCACUGUUGACAAGGAAAACGAGGGCAUGGGCCUGCUGAACGACACAAACAUGUUUGCCAGCAAGCGCUUCAGUCUUCAGCAAAACGAGGAGCGCCUCAGGCAGCUAAAAUCUGGACUACGGUCCGACCAGUGGGUGACAGCCACAUCGCGACAUAUGCGUCCCAUAUACGUGGAGACGAGCAUUCUGCGCGCCCACAAUUCAGUCACAGUGCGCAAAAGAUACGCGGAAAUGUGUUGUCUUCUGCUCAAAAGUUGCGCGCAUAGUCUAAAGGGCAACUUCAUACAUUUGCUGGAGAGCGUGUUGGCCUUGUCCGAGGAUGAGGAGCCGGAUAUUGCGAAAUUGUGCCACAUGACGUUAGCCGAUCUGCAACAGAGGCCCAGUAUGGUCAGCAUCUUUAACGAGAAUGCGGAAUUACUGCUCGAUGCGCAUCUCAACAGAUGGCCGGGUGUUCUGCAUCGCUGUGAUGAGAGCGAACAGUUCAGUGCGCUGCUCUUCUUCAAGGGAUUUUUGCGAAAUCUUAGCGCUGAUAAGUUGAAACAGCUGCUGGUGGUACCCAUAGACCUGGAGCUGUUCGUCACGUGUAUGCUGAUGGCGCUCAAUACUCGCACAUCGCGGCACCUACUCAAUGAAGAUUAUUCAUUGCGGCGUCUACAGGAGGGCAGUGCCAAGGAAUUGGCUGCGCAAUGCUCCAACUUGUCGUGGCGCCAGUUUGAGUAUCUCAGUUCUAAGCGCUGUGUGAAAGCUCUUUACGAUGUUGCCGCAAUCUUGGGCGCUAAGCCAUCUUUAAAUCGUAUACUAUUCCACUAUUGCCAGGAGCUGAUCGAACAACGCACCUCUCACAUGAAUGAAGCGAUUUUGUUUCUUACGCUUAUGAUUACGCCGCAGCAGAAAGAUGGACGGGAAAGCCGUUUAAUGUUGGCCGAAUUCUUUUUACAUGAACUGCUCAAUGAUGAACACUGGCACUUGGCACUACAGCCGGAUGCAGCUUGGCGUCUCAAGGUUGAAAAGCCCACGUCUUGGUUUGCGGAUCACACACCAGGUAUCUAUUCAUCUGCCAUAGAAGUUCGCACGCAGGAUUGCGACUCGGAUGAUGAAGUCGAUGCGGACGAAUCGGUUAAUAGUCGCGUGAGGAUUAUUGAUGCACAGCUCAAUGUGCUGCACACGUGCCUAGUUUUGGACGCUGUUGGACAUUGUGCCAAAUUCAUUGGCGACACUUUCGAUCGGUACAUAUUUCGCAGCCUACACAAAGUAUUACUCAAGUUAGCUAGCAGUAAUACGAUGGUACAUCAGGCAGCUACAUUUGCGUUCGUCUCCAUGCAGCUGGCCUUGAAAUAUGCAGCACCUGCACACUUCAUCGAAUGCUCCACCGACUACCUCAGCUUUCAUCUUACCUCAUUGCUUAAGAAGUCACCUGGGAGCAGUGCUGCCGUUGACAUUCUCACAGUUGUGCUGCAGUACAGAACGCGUGGCAGUGUGCCCCAACUAAGCAGUAUUUACGAAUCCAUAUGCGAGGAGAGUGCCAAGAUGCAUCAGUCGGACAAUAUACAUUCAUAUCUGCGGGUAUUCAAUGUAUUUCUGAGCCAUUUGGCAACUUGGCAAAGUGACACAGCGUCGCAGAUCGCCGACAUUCAAAUGCAUGCGGAUGAGGAGUCGAACAUUUUAAGCAAUUGGCUUAAUGUGCUCAACAAGCAGAUAACUGACGAUUCGGUUGAGUUAAAUAGUGCACCUACCGAUGAUCCAGACAUAACUAUGUCCCCAGCAGAAGCUGAGGAUCCUUCAACGGAGCAGCCUGCAAGCACCAUUCUGCCGCGACACAUUGAAAUGACCAAGAAAAUUUUAGAGCAGACCAUCAAGUUUGUUUCAAGUUCCGAACAAAGUCAGCAAAUCCCUGCACUGGAAUGCCUGGCCACUGGUAUACCACUGUUGUCAGACUAUGAGAACGAGCUGCUGCCGUUGGUGCAUCUGGUGUGGCAGCCGCUUGUCGAAAAGUUUCGCCAGAAGGACUCGCUUGUGCUAAGCCGUUGUUUCAGUUUACUGCAUAUUCUCGCACUGCAUGCAAAGGAAUUCAUCCUAAAACGUAGCCUCAGCGAUGUGAUACCCCAGGUGCAACAGUUUCUUAUGGCAGCCAGUAAGCACAGCUGCGUGGAAGUCUCACAGGCCCAGGAGUACAAACUGCAGCUGAAGCUACUGCAGCAACUGGCGUCUCUCAUACGCAGCCUGCAGUUAGAGGGGAAACAUCUGCACGAUUUACUUAACAUUGCAGCAUUGUAUUUAUCUCAGAAGCAGCCGAAAGAGAUGCAGGUGCUGGCCGUCCACCUCUUUGAGAAUCUAGCUUCGUAUAACGGACCAUUCGUGUAUGUGACGCUGCUGCAACGUGCCCAUCUCAAGGAUUAUAAAUCCAAUGUGGAUGAGCUUUUUCGCAGCGUAGGUUUUACGAUAUCAUCUAAAAUCAAUGUUGAUUAAUAAAAUUGAAUUUUGAUUAUUUAA
This is a messenger RNA of Drosophila grimshawi, 3289 nucleotides long. RefSeq lists its product as uncharacterized. The record is from RefSeq and is a predicted model, not a curated record. Gene Ontology annotation, cellular component: cytoplasm. The transcript has 6 exons. The coding region runs from base 11 to 3265 and encodes 1084 amino acids. NCBI's taxonomy places the organism in Eukaryota, Metazoa, Arthropoda, Insecta, Diptera, Drosophilidae. Gene Ontology annotation, biological process: chromatin remodeling.